Molecule: messenger RNA, 1523 nt
Organism: Prunus avium (sweet cherry)
Lineage: Eukaryota; Viridiplantae; Streptophyta; Magnoliopsida; Rosales; Rosaceae
Gene: ARSK1
Product: root-specific kinase 1
Biological process (GO): protein phosphorylation
Molecular function (GO): protein kinase activity; ATP binding
Source: RefSeq, a predicted model, not a curated record
AUUGUCUCAUCAUUGCAAGACAUUAAACAACUGCCAUUCUGUUGUCUUCUCAAGAUGGCUCAUGAGAAGAUCACAUGGAAAUGCAUCAUCCCAGGCUGUUACAAAAGCGCUGCACGUUUAGAAAACCGGUUGCAGACAGAUUGCAAAAGAGCACAAAUUCUAAAACAAAACCCUUUGCUGCAGAAGAGGCUUUCCCUCUCGGAUAUAAACGAUGAUCCCAGCUCAACGCUCUUUGCAGAUGAUCUUUCCAACUCUGUCAUCGGCCUUAAUCUUCAUGUUUUUUCGUUAGCGGAGCUUCGAGUUGUCACAAGUAAUUUCUCAUGGAGUAAUCUGCUUGGUGAGGGCGGGUUUGGACCGGUGUUCAAGGGGUUUAUUGAUGACAAGCUUAGGCCUGGAUUGAAGCCUCAGCCUGUAGCUGUCAAACUGUUAGACUUGGAUGGCUUGCAGGGCCAUAGGGAGUGGCUGGCAGAGCUCAUAUUUCUUGGACAGCUGAGGCAUCCUAAUCUUGUUAAGCUGAUUGGAUAUUGUUGUGAAGAUGAGCACAGGCUUCUUGUAUAUGAAUUCAUGGCAAGGGGAAGCUUAGAAAACCAACUUUUCAGAAGCUAUUCUUCUGCUCUGCCGUGGUCGAAAAGAAUGAAAAUCGCUGUUGGGGCGGCAAAGGGCCUAGCCUUCCUCCAUGAAGCCGAUCAUAAGCCUGUCAUAUUCAGAGAUUUUAAGACUUCAAAUAUUCUGCUGGACUCUGAUUAUACAGCUAAACUUUCAGAUUUUGGGUUAGCAAAGGAUGGUCCAGAAGGAGAAGACACACACAUAACCACACGUAUAAUAGGAACACAGGGGUAUGCAGCCCCAGAAUACAUCAUGACAGGUCGAUUGACAACCAAGAGUGAUGUGUAUAGUUUUGGAGUUGUUCUGUUAGAGCUGCUGACAGGUAAACGGUGCAUAGAUAAAACCCGCCCAAAUCGAGAACAGAACCUUGUAGAAUGGGCAAAGCCUCGCUUGAAGGACCCCAGAAAGCUCGACCGGAUUAUAGACCCAACAAUGGAGGGACAAUACUCCACAAGAGGGGCUCGAAAGGCGGCUGCAUUGGCUUACGCAUGCCUGAGCCACCAGCCAAAGAAUAGGCCAAUGAUGAGUGAUGUGGUCAUGAUCUUGGAGCCUCUUCAGAACUUCAAUGAGGGGUUAAUUGUUAGGCCAUUUGUUUAUGUAGCACCAAAUGAGGAGGAUAGUAAUAGUAGCAUACAAGGCAUUAUAACAAGUGAAGCACAAAAGGAUGGCAAAGAAAGUUGGAAGUAGUGUACAGUCUCCAAAUAAUUUGUAUUGAUUGAGAAGAAAGGAAUGACUCUGCUAACGUCAGUCAAUCAUUCGCACGAAAUUUCUGAUCGUUGAUACAUGUCGUCUCCGCAUCUCAUCAGCGGGCAACUGAACAUACCAUAUCUCAAUAAAGGAUUUCAAGAUUUCAUGACAGUGUAUUUUGCAAACUAGUAAUAAAAUAUGGUGAAAAGCCAGCAUGGAUAUGGUAAUGA